ACAGACUUUAAGAAAGUGUUUGAAAAGCUGGACAAUGAUAUACCACUCGUGCUCUUGGGAGGGAAUCACGACUUUCUGAACAGUCCUACCGUGGAGUCGGUGACGGCCUAUAAGACUACGUUCGGCGACGACUACUUUACCUUCUGGAUCGAUGGCGUUAUGUUUAUUGUGAUUAACGUUCAGUUUUAUAAAGACAACACUCAUGUGAAGGGCUUGUAUGAGGAACAGGAGGUUUGGAUUGACAAACAAUUAGCUGAGGCCAAGAGUGGUAAUUAUAAGCACGUGAUUGUCUUUCAACACAUCCCGUGGUUUCUGCGAGAUAUUAACGAACCGUUGGAUGAAAUGCCAAUACUGUGCACC
This is a messenger RNA of Oppiella nova, 360 nucleotides long. The record is from the annotation of a GenBank genome assembly. NCBI's taxonomy places the organism in Eukaryota, Metazoa, Arthropoda, Arachnida, Sarcoptiformes, Oppiidae.